AAAGAUUCUAAUUACAUCUCUUGCCCUCACUGGCUUUGUCCCAUUAUUUCUCCACUUUCUAAAUUAGCUAUUUUUUUUCCAGACAAGUAUUUGUAAAAACUUUUCCCCAAACACUAAGCCCACUUUAUUGGGUUUGACAUUCACGAUUUAAACCAACCACAUUGCACCAAUCUUUCCUGUUUCUGGGAACUCCCUUUGUGAGUUCCAUACCAGCUUUGAAUCUCCAGUGACCAGGCCAAUAAAACACGCACAACACACACUGUUUCUUGAAUAAAAACUCAACUGGAAUCUUUGUUGGCCGGAGCAAAAAUCAGGAGGUGGCCUCUCCCUAUUCCCUCCAUAGAAAUGAAGUUAUGAUGAGCUUGUGAGGUUGCAAUGGAGGUGGCCACUCAGUUGAACUGCAACAUAUGGGACAGAGUUCUGGGGCAAACUAAGGAGGCCCAAGAAAAAGGCAGGGACCCGUUGUUGUGGGCAAUUCAAGUUUCUUCGAAUUUGAGUUCUGCUGGAAUCCCUUUACCUUCUCUUGAGCUAGCUAACCAUUUGGUCUCCCAUAUUUGCUGGGAUAACAAUGUGCCCAUUUCUUGGAAGUUCUUAGAGAAAGCGUUGGCUCUCAAAAUUGUGCCUCCCUUGCUUGUUCUUGGAUUGCUGUCAACAAGGGUAAUUUCAUAUCGGCAUUCUUGUCCUGCAGCAUUUAGACUUUAUAUGGAACUCCUUAAGAGACAUGCCUUCUCACUGAAAGAGCACACAAAUUUGCCAAACUAUCAAAAGACCAUGGAUUCAUUAGACCAAGUUCUCCAUUUAUCACAAAUAUUUGGCUUGCAAGCAAAUGAAGCUGGUGCUCUGCUGGUUAUGUUUGUUUUUUCAAUUGUCUGGCAGUUGGUUGACGCAUCACUAGAUGAUGAAGGAUUGCUUGAACUUACAGAGAAUGACCCCAGGUGGCCUGUCAGACCUCAAGCUAUGCAAGUAGACGUUCAUAAUAUGUACGAAGAGAAGAGGAAAGAAUACAGAGAAAGAUUCCUUACUAUUAAUACCAUCAUGGCCAUUCAGUUACUUGGGCAGUUUUUGCGAAACAAAGUAACUUCCAGGAUUCUUUACUUGGCACGCCAAAACAUGUAUGCACACUGGAAAAGCUUUAUCCAGAAAAUGCAGCUGCUUGUAGAAAAUUCAUUGGCUUUGAGAAACUCAAAAUCUAUUACACCAGAGGUUCUUCGGCAGUUAAUAUCAGACAGUCACAGUUUUAAGCUUCAGCAUUUCCAGGCAAGCUUAUUGCAGGAGUUCCAUCCUGUGGUACAAUCCAGACCUCUUGUUAAUCCUGCUGGUCUCUGUCUUGGGACUAGUCGGUCUGGUCUUUGGCUUCCUCUGGAUAUGCUGCUAGAAGAUGCAAUGGAUGGUUCCCAAGUUAAUGCAACAAGCGCCGUAGAAAUCAUUACUGGUUUAGUUAAGUCCCUUCAGGCAAUUAACGCCACCUCUUGGCAUGAAAUCUUUCUAGGACUUUGGAUGGCUGCUCUACGCCUUGUUCAACGGGAGAGGGAUCCUAUUGAGGGACCUGUGCCUCGUCUGGACACUCGUCUGAGCAUGUUAUUGUCAAUUACAACUCUUGUAGUUGCUGAUCUUGUUGAGGAAGAGGAAAGUGUUGCCGCAGAUGAGUUCGGAUAUGAUUUGGGUAACAAAAAUCAGGUUCCUGGGAAACGACGUAUGGAUUUGAUAUUCAGUCUUCAGAAUCUGCAUGAUUACCAGAGCUUGCUAACUCCACCUCAGUCAGCAAUUCCUGCUACUAAUCAGGCUGCUGCUAAAGCAAUGAUGUUUGUAUCUGGCAUCAAUGUUGGUACUGCAUACUUUGAGUGCAUGAGCACAAUGGAUAUGCCAAUUGACUGCUCUGGUAACCUGUAUCAUUUAAUUGUUGAGGCAUGCAUAGCCAGAAAUCUGUUGGACACAUCUGCUUAUUUCUGGCCAGGUUAUGUAAAUGGGCGCAUCAACCAACUACCCCACAAUGUUCCCAAUCAAGUUCCUGGGUGGUCAUCAUUUAUGAAAGGGGCAUCUCUCACCCCUGUGAUGAUAAAUGCUCUAGCAUCAAUUCCUGCUUCAAGCUUCGCGGAGGUCCAGAAAGUCUUUGAGAUGGCAGUCAAAGGAUCCAAUGAGGAAAGAAUAGCUGCUGCUACUAUUCUUUGCGGGGCCUCCUUGAUUCGUGGAUGGAAUAUUCAGGAACACACUGUUUAUUUUAUAACUCGGUUGCUGUCUCCAUCAGUCCCUGCUGACUAUACCGGGAACGAAAGCCAUUUGAUAAGCUAUGCUCCCAUGCUCAAUGUUCUCCUUGUGGGGAUAGCACCAGUUGACUGUGUUCAGAUUUUCUCCCUCCAUGGUUUGGUUCCAGAACUUGCUGGCUCAUUAAUGACAAUAUGCGAGGUGUUUGGUUCAUGUGUGCCCAAUAUCUCAUGGACCAUGCCCACAGGAGAAGAAAUUUCUGCCCAUGCUGUGUUUUCAAAUGCAUUUGCUCUUCUUCUAAAGCUAUGGAGGUUCAAUCACCCUCCUAUUGAAUAUGGAGUAGGAGAUGUACCUCCAGUAGGAUCCCAACUCACUCCUGAGUACCUCUUAUUGGUAAGGAAUUCACACCUAGUCUCUUCAGGAAACUUACUCAAGGAUCCAAAUCGAAGGAGACUUGCAAAAGCAGCAAGUUCUUCGUCUCCCAAACCCAUAUUUGUGGAUUCAUUUCCCAAACUUAAAGUGUGGUAUAGGCAGCAUCUCGCUUGUAUUGCUUCCCCCCUCACUGGUCUUAUCAAUGGGACUCCGGUCCAUCAUACUGUGGAUACACUACUUAACAUGAUGUUCAGAAAAAUCAGCGGAGGAAACCAAACUGUGACCACUGUUACAUCUGGUAGUAGCAGUUCCUCUGGUCCUGGAAGUGAAGACAUUUAUCUUAGGCCUAAACUACCUGCUUGGGAUAUCCUUGAAGCCGUCCCUUUUGUGGCAGAUGCUGCUCUAACAGCAUGUGCUCAUGGAAGAUUGUCUCCUCGUGAACUCUGCACAGGGCUGAAAGAUUUGGCUGAUUUUCUUCCUGCAACUUUGGCGACCAUUGUAAGUUACUUCUCAGCCGAAGUGACACGUGGAGUAUGGAAGUCAGUUUUUAUGAAUGGAACAGAUUGGCCGAGUCCAGCUGCUAAUCUCUCCAAUGUUGAGGGACAGAUAAAGAAAAUAUUAGCUGCCACUGGUGUGGAUAUCCCCAGUCUUGCAGCAGGUGGGAGUUCUCCAGCUUCGCUUCCAUUGCCCUUGGCUGCAUUUGUGAGUCUCACCAUAACAUAUAAGCUUGAUAAAGCUUCACAACGUUUUCUGGAUCUGGCCGGCCCAGCUUUGGAGUCCCUUGCUGCUGGCUGCCCUUGGCCAUGCAUGCCAAUAGUGGCUUCUUUAUGGACCCAAAAGGCAAAGCGUUGGAGUGACUUCCUCGUCUUUUCUGCUUCCCGCACUGUCUUCCUUCACAGCAAUGAUGCUGUUGUUCAGCUUCUUCGAAGCUGCUUCAGCGCCACCCUUGGUUUGAACAGUAGUUGCUGUAUCUCAGACAACGGUGGUGUUGGAGCACUUCUUGGUCAUGGAUUUGGAUCUCAUUUCAAUGGUGGUAUCGCUCCAGUCGCACCAGGGAUCCUAUAUCUGCGAGUCUACCGGUCGAUUAGAGACAUUAUGUUCUUGAGAGAGGAGAUAGUUUCAGUGCUCAUGCAGACUGUGGAAGACGUAACCUGCAGUUGCCUUCCAAAACAGAGUUCAGAAAAGCUGAAAAAGUCCAAAAAUGGGAUGAAACAUGGGCAUGCCUCGCUUGCUGCAGCUUUAACUAAGGUGAAACUAGCUGCAUCUCUGGGAGCUUCUGUAAUCUUCUUAACUGGUGGACUGGGGCUGGUGCAGUCGCUAAUCAAGGAAACUCUUCCGUCUUGGUUUAUGUCUAUUCAUCGGUCUGAGCACGAAGGCGAUAGAGGCAAGAUGGUUCCAAUGCUCAGAGGGUAUGCACUGGCAUAUUUGGCGGCACUUUGUGGAGCUUUUGUUUGGGGUGUAGACUCAUCAACAGCAGCAGCUUCAAAAAGACGGCCUAAAAUUCUUGGAUGUCACAUGGAAUUUCUUGCUAGUGCCUUAGAUGGAAAGAUUUCACUUGGCUGUGAUCUUGCUACUUGGCAUGCCUAUGUGUCCGGUUUUCUGAGCUUGAUGGUAAGAUGCACACCAACUUGGAUAUUUGAGUUGAACGUGGAGUUGUUGAGACGACUGAGCAAGGGACUAAGACGAUGGAACGAGGAGGAGCUUGCUCUGGCUUUGCUUGGGGUUGGCGGACUUGGUACCAUGAGCUCAGCAGCCGAAAUGGUCAUUGAAACUGAGAUAUAACUUCUUCUAACUUGGGAAAAUUUUGUAGAUCCACUAGAUGGGUUUGUACAGGAUUACGUAGAGGACUGAUUUUCGAGCAGGAAUUGUGCAAAAUGGAAGGUCUGAUAUCUGUUUAUCAGAAAACUUCCUAGUUUUCUUCUUUUUCCUUCUGUAGAGUAACAUAUUUGUUACCUUAAAGACUGAAUCAUGAAAGUUGUAGUCCAGUUUUCAUUGGUGGUAGGAAUUGGUAUAACUGAGAUCCUCUCGCAACUCUGCCUUUUAGAGGCUUCCAUUUGCUGCAAUUUUUACUUCGUCUAUUCUGCCUUUUA
Molecule: messenger RNA, 4664 nt
Organism: Sesamum indicum (sesame)
Lineage: Eukaryota; Viridiplantae; Streptophyta; Magnoliopsida; Lamiales; Pedaliaceae
Gene: RFR1
Product: REF4-related 1
Biological process (GO): regulation of phenylpropanoid metabolic process
Cellular component (GO): mediator complex
Source: RefSeq, a predicted model, not a curated record